Molecule: messenger RNA, 2605 nt
Organism: Lontra canadensis (Northern American river otter)
Lineage: Eukaryota; Metazoa; Chordata; Mammalia; Carnivora; Mustelidae
Gene: FHIP2B
Product: family with sequence similarity 160 member B2
Exons: 17
Coding region: 73-2301 (742 amino acids)
Source: RefSeq, a predicted model, not a curated record
CGAGCUCCGCCGCCGCACCGCCGCCACCGCCGCCACCGCCGCCUGGGAGCCGAGCCGGGCCGGGCCGCCACCAUGCUGAGCCGGCUCGGGGCGCUGCUGCAGGAGGCCGUGGGGGCGCGGGAGCCCAGCAUUGACCUGCUGGAGGCCUUCGUGGAGCACUGGAAGGGCAUCACACACUACUACAUUGAAAGUACAGAUGAAAACACCCCCGCCAAGAAAACGGAUAUCCCCUGGCGGCUGAAGCAGAUGCUGGACAUCCUGGUGUAUGAGGAGAGGCAGCAGACGGCAGCUGGCGAGGCUGGGCCCUGUCUGGAGUACCUACUGCAGCACAAAAUCCUGGAGACCCUGUGCACACUGGGCAAGGCUGAGUACCCCCCAGGGAUGCGACAGCAGGUGUUCCUGUUCUUCAGCAAGGUUCUGGCCCAGGUGCAGCACCCGCUCCUGCAUUACCUCAACGUCCACAAGCCUGUGCAGAAGCUUCUCCGACUUGGUGGGACAGUUCCUGGAUCCCAAACAGAAAAGGAGGAGGUACAGUUCACCACCGUGCUCUGCUCCAAGAUCCAACAGGACCCAGCCCUGCUCACCUACAUCCUGGAAGGCAAAAAGAUGGUCAGUAGGAAGAAGUCAUCCAAAGAGCCCACCAUCCUGCCUAGAGAGGCCGCCAGUGUGCAGGACAAGGACCACUCCUGCAGCAAGGCUCCUGACAUGAGUCUGUGCAGGGCCCGGGCCUUGAGCUCACAGCUGCCUGCUGAGACAGAGGAGCCAGAAGGAGCGGUUGGAGAAAGCAACCUCAUCACCGCCCUGAUCGGGCUGUGCAAGAGCAAGAAAGGUCGGGUGGCUCUGAAGGCGCAGGAGAACCUGCUGCUCCUGGUAAGUGUGGCUUGGCCUGCCGCUGCCACCUACCUGGUGCAGAGCAGCCCUUGUUGCCGUGUUGUCGCCGAGCACCUCUGCCAGCUAUACCAGUCCCUGCCCCCUUUCCUGGACCCAGCGGACAUUGCUGCACUAGAGGGCAUCAGCUGGAGGUUGCCCAGUGCCCCAUCUGAUGAAGCUUCCUUCCCUGGCAAGGAGGCCUUGGCUGCCUUUUUGGGCUGGUUUGAUUACUGUGACCACCUCAUCACAGAGGCACAUACGGUGGUUGCCGAGGCCUUGGCAAAGGCUGUGGCUGAGAAGUUUUUCGUGGAGAUUCUGCAACCCCACCUCCUGCAUGUCUCUGAGCAGAGUGUCCUGACCUCCACCGCCUUGCUCACGGCCAUGCUGCGUCAGCUCCGCUCCCCUGUGCUGCUGCGAGAGGCUGUGGCUUUCCUCCUGGGCACAGACCCACAGCCUGCAGCCCCUGACGACGGCCCCCGCACUCUGUGUGCUCACCUCAUCGGGCACUGCGACCACCUCUCGGACGAGAUCAGCAUCACCACCCUACGGUUAUUUGAGGAGCUGCUGCAGAAGCCGCACGAGCAGGUCAUCCAUGGCCUGGUCCUGUGCAACCUGGAGGGCCGCCAUUAUGUGGCCCGGGGCUCACCUGAGCCCGAGAGCUACGAGGACACCCUAGAUCUGGAGGAAGACCCCUACUUCACAGACGGCUUCCUCAACUCCAGCUUUCAGCCCUCCACAAAGCCUCCCCCAGCCCCUGCCACCAACUCGGAUGGCAAAACAGCAGUGACUGAGAUCGUCAACAGUUUCCUCUGCCUGGUUCCUGAGGAAGCCAAGACCUCAGCUUUCUUAGAAGAGACCGGAUAUGACACAUACGUCCACGAUGCUUAUGGACUGUUCCAGGAGUGCAGCUCCCGAGUUGCCCCUUGGGGCUGGCCCCUGGGCCCCACACCCCUGGACCCUCAUGAGCCUGAACGGCCUUUCUUUGAGGGUCACUUCCUCCGAAUGCUGUUUGACCGCAUGUCCCGGAUUUUGGAACAGCCAUACAGCCUGAACCUGCAAGUGACCUCAGUCCUGUCCCGGCUUGCCCUCUUCCCCCACCCCCUUAUCCACGAGUACCUCCUGGAUCCCUACAUCAACCUGGCCCCUGGCUGCAGGAGUCUGUUCUCUGUGCUCGUCAGGGUGAUCGGGGACUUGAUGCAGAGAAUUCAGAGGGUACCCCAGUUCUCGGGCAAACUGCUCCUGGUGCGCAAGCAGCUGAUGGGUCAGGUCCCUGGGGAGCAGAACACACAGGCGGCGCCAGGCAUUACCUCACAGCGGGACUGCAGCUGCUGGCUUCGCUCCUGGGCAAGGAGGAGCAGGCCAGAGCCCCUUUCGCUUCCUUUUCCUGCCUGUGCCGCUUCUAGAAGCCAGCCGCAGGUUGCCAGGAGGUGACAUGGAAGAGGAGGAACUCGGUGACCUCUCCCUCUCCUGCAUUCCUCCAAGCUGGGGAGGACGCGGCCGUGGCUCUGAAGGACACCGUGCGUGUGUGUGCAUGUGUGUUUGCACACGUGGGUGUUGGCAUGGGACGGGAGAGCACAGCUCACAGGGCACACUGGGUCUGAACUCCUCAAGUCCGAAAACGGCUGAGCAUCCGGUCCCGGAUACUCCCCUCCUCCCUCCCCUUCAGCAUUUGCCCUUGUGUCCCCCUGAGACGUGCCCCCAGACGACACAGCAAUAAAAGGUUUGCAUAGACACA